GACUCGGAGGACCGUCUUUGCCGACGCGUCCUCGUUUGUGCGUUUAUCGGCGCUUGGAAAAAUAACAGUCUUGUCGGUUCUCCUUGCGUCCAUAUACAACCAGGAGUACGGGGGAAAAAAAAAAAAAAAAGCACCGUCUCCCCGUGGGUCGGCCUUAGCUGCCUGCCCGCGUGCAGGGCCUGAUAUAAAACCGCGGUCAGGGUGAACAUGAAGCCGCCUGUCCGGCAGCCUCACUCGCCCUUUCGGAGCCGAUGACCGCCGCUUAGCUUGGCACCGACGACAGACGCCGCUGUGGAGAAUAUGGAAUGGUGCUUCAUGCUGGAGCAAGCUUACAGCCUGUAAAUCAUCCCGGAGUCAUGGACAGUCACCCGCUGUGUACUAGACUUUGUCCACACACUUUGGACAAAGAAGAUGGAGUAGAAAGGCAAGGUCCCGUCACUCUCAACCCUCGGCAUAUGAGGAAGGCCUUCAAAGUCAUGAACGAGCUGCGCAGCCAGAGCCUGUUGUGUGACGUGACCAUUGUGGCUGAGGAUGUAGAGAUCUCUGCUCACCGAGUGGUUCUGGCUGCCGGGAGCUCCUACUUCCAUGCCAUGUUCACCGGGGAGAUGGCAGAGAGCAGAGCCAAACGAGUGAGGAUAAAGGAGAUGGACGGUUGGACUCUGGGCCUGCUGAUAGACUACAUCUACACGGCAGAGAUCCAGGUCACAGAGGAUAAUGUGCAGGCGCUGCUGCCUGCAGCAGGACUGCUCCAGCUGACGGAGGUGAAAAAAGCUUGCUGUGAUUUCCUGAGCUCUCAGCUUCAUCCAUCCAACUGUCUGGGAAUACGAGCCUUUGCUGAUCUGCACGCCUGCUCUCAGCUCCUCACACAGGCCAACAGUUACGCAGAGCAACAUUUCACUGAGGUGGUUGGAAGUGAAGAGUUCCUCAACUUGGGCAUGGAGCAAGUUUCCAGCCUGAUCGCCAGCGACAAGCUCACCAUCCCCACAGAGGAGAAGGUUUUCGAAGCCGUGGUAGCUUGGGUCAAUCACGAUAAAGAUGUUCGCCAGGAACACUUGGCUCACCUGAUGGAACAUGUGCGCCUGCCGCUGCUGUCCAGAGAGUACCUGGUGCAGCGUGUGGAGGAGGAGUCACUGAUUAAGAAUAGCAGUGCGUGUAAAGACUACCUGAUCGAAGCUAUGAAGUACCAUCUGCUGCCCGCCGAUCAGAGAGCCCUGAUGAAGACGGCACGCACACGCGUAAGGACUCCAGCCUGCUGUCCAAAGGUCUUGGUUGUGGUUGGAGGCCAGGCGCCAAAGGCCAUCCGGAGUGUUGAAUGUUAUGAUUUUGAGGAGCAGAGAUGGUACCAGGUGGCUGAACUCCCCACCAGGCGGUGCAGAGCAGGAGUGGUUUACGUGGGCGGCUGUGUGUACGCAGUCGGCGGUUUCAACGGUUCUUUGCGUGUGCGGACAGUUGACUGCUACGACCCAAUGAUGGACCGCUGGACAAGCGUCAACAGCAUGCAGGACCGGAGAUCAACUCUAGGAGCUGCCGUGCUCAGUGGACUGCUGUAUGCUGUGGGAGGAUUUGAUGGCAGCACAGGUUUGUCUACAGUUGAGGCCUACAACUCCAAGACAGAUGAGUGGUUCCACGUGUUACCCAUGAGCACCCGACGCAGCAGUGUAGGAGUGGGUGUUGUAAAUGGAAUCCUAUACGCAGUUGGGGGUUAUGACGGGGCGACCAGACAGUGUUUGAGUACAGUGGAAGCUUACAACCCUAAAAGCAACACGUGGAGCUACAUUGCUGAAAUGGGCACGAGACGCAGUGGGGCAGGUGUGGGUGUCUUAAAAGGCCUCCUGUACGCUGUGGGUGGGCACGAUGGCCCGUUAGUCAGGAAGAGCUGUGAAGUUUAUGAUCCAGCCUCCAACAGCUGGCGACAGGUCGCCGACAUGAACAUGUGUCGACGUAACGCAGGUGUGUGUGCUGUAAAUAACUUGCUUUAUGUGGUGGGAGGCGAUGACGGCAGCUGCAACUUGGCCUCUGUUGAGUUCUACAAUCCGAACUUGGACAAGUGGACGCUGCUACCGACUUGCAUGAGCACAGGGCGCAGUUAUGCAGGUGUGACUGUAAUCGACAAGCCGUUAUGACUGUUCUGGAGGUGUGCCACUGAUUCUGAGCAGAAUGUGCUCUGCUAAAUACUGAUCUUGGAUCUGUCUGUGAUGCCAGUAAGCUGCUGUUGGGCAGCACUAGCACAGCCAUUGAAGAAGAUGAAGAAUACGUCAAGAUUGCGGACGAUUCUGAAGGUUUUUUUUUUGUUGUUGUUUUUUUUGCACUUUUUGAGCAGAGGAGACGUGACAGGGAUGGAGUCAUAUUUUAAUGCCCUCGUGGCAGGACCAAGUGGACUGAGCAGUUUGAAGCACCACUGCAGUGCCACUGAGAUGCUGCUGUUAUGAAGCUACUAGAACAGUAAACUUUAACCUCGGUAACGAUAACAUGAUCCAGCUCGGACUGGGCGGAAAUAAAUGGGAGAAGAAGGCAGAAAAGGAGCACUUAGGACACAACUUUUUCUUUCUCCUUUGAGCUGAUCAUCUGGAGGUGUGUGUGUGUGUGUGUGUGUGUGCGCGUGUGCGCGCGCACGCGUGCGUGCUCGCUUGCAUGAAUGGGUGCUGCCUUGAUUGCACAUGCGAGCAUGUGUGUGUCUGUGCACUGUUCUGCCCCCUCCAUGUGGUGGUGCCUGGUCUGAUUUUUGCAUGAACGCUUUCUGUCUGACCUCUGACCUUUCCUACGUUGCGGCGUAGAUGCCCAGAGUAGCUGAAUGUGGAACUAAGCCUGAUUUCUGCUCCUUUGUUGACUGACCAGAACACUGCUGUGCCUGGCUGCUGUUCUGAGAUUAUUAUUUGACAGUCGGACUGAGAGUGCUGACAAAGGCGUCUGUUUCGCCACAUGGCAUCAGUUCAGAAGAUCACCUGUGGAAGACGCUGAUGUACAUUUCACUGGAUCGCUAAUGUAAUGGAGAAAGUUCUUGUUGCCUAACUGUGACACACGUGGGGAGCAGCUAACUGACAAGUGGAUGUUUCGAUGCAUCACCGUCACCUGGCAGCCAUCUUUGCUGUGGUUAUAACCGCUCCUGGCACGUGACACAGCCUGAUCUCACUGCAUGGUCCCUCCCUUGGUGUAGCAUCCCUGAUACGACUGCACACCCUGACGUGUUGUGAAUGUGCCAAUUUUAAUGUCUGAAUAUUUCUGUCUCUCUUUAUCAAUGAUCUGUUUUCUCUUUCUGGAAAGUGACCAAACCUACUCUUGAUUUGUCUCGUCUCUUUCUCUUUCCUAUUAUCGACUGUUGCUAUAGUAACCAGUAUCGCCGUUUCUUGUCGGUGUAUUGAGGAAUGUAAUGUAGGCUAAUGACUUUGAGACGUUUCAUUACUUGUUUUAUAUUAUCAUUAAUAAAUAUGCUUCUUGUAUUUAAAGCUGUGAAAUGAUACAUGCUGUUUUUAAACCUUUGCCAAAUCAGUAAAACAUUGAAAUGGAA
Thalassophryne amazonica is the source of this 3505-nucleotide messenger RNA. RefSeq names its product kelch-like family member 2 (gene klhl2). Gene Ontology annotation, molecular function: protein binding. The transcript is spliced from 15 exons. The coding region runs from base 306 to 2123 and encodes 605 amino acids. The record is from RefSeq and is a predicted model, not a curated record. Lineage: Eukaryota; Metazoa; Chordata; Actinopteri; Batrachoidiformes; Batrachoididae.